Molecule: messenger RNA, 1503 nt
Organism: Lycium ferocissimum
Lineage: Eukaryota; Viridiplantae; Streptophyta; Magnoliopsida; Solanales; Solanaceae
Exons: 4
Coding region: 1-1503 (500 amino acids)
Source: RefSeq, a predicted model, not a curated record
AUGGAUGACCCAAGUCAACGAGAAAAUCUCUUCCAUUCCAAGUGCAUCAUUAACCAAAACACUAGCAUCAUGAUCAUUGAUAGUGGGAGUUGUGCCAAUGUUGCUAGUACCACCCUUGUUGAUUUCUUGAAACUUCCCACCACCCGCCGUGAAAACCCUUACAAACUUCAAUGGCUCAAUGAAUGUGGUGAAUUGAAGGUUACUAGGCAAGCUAUCAUCAAAUUCGCGGUUGGGAAGUAUCACGAUGAGGUGUUAUGUGAUGUUGUUCCCAUGCAAGCGUGUCAUCUUCUACUUGGACGACCAUGGCAAUAUGAUAGGUCUAUCAACCAUAAUGGGAGAACUAGCCAAUACACCCUUGUCCACAAUGGUGUUAAACAUGUCUUGAAUCCUAUGACCCCCUCCCAAGUGGGUGAGAUCUAUAACAAAAUGAGGGAGUUGAAGGACAAGGGUCAUAGGGCAUUGCAAAAGAAGAAUAUAGGGGAAGAGGGAGUAGAGGAGAGUAGUUCUCAAGAGGUGAGUGGAAAGAAAGGAGAGCUUAGAGGAAAAACCAAGGUGUCUCUUUUGACGAAUUGUGGGGAAAUUAGGGAGGAAUUGGGGGAGCGUCAACCGGUGACUCUCCUCAUGCAUAGGGACUAUGUAUUGCACAGUAAUGAGCUAACCCCUUCUUUUCCUAGUUCUAUUUCUUCUCUUUUGCAUGAAUUUGAUGAUGUGUUCCCAACGGAACUCCCAAAAGGGUUACCACCCUUGAGGGGAAUUGAACACCAAAUUGACUUUGUUCUGGGUUUUCAAUUGCCCAACAAAUCAGCUUAUAGAGCCAACCUGGAUGACACUAAGGAGCUUCAAAGGCAAGUGGAUGAGCUCCUUAAAAAGGGAGUUGUGCGAGAAAUUGUUUUCUUGGGUUUUGUUGUGAAUUCAAGGGGCGUUGAGGUUGAUGAAUCCAAAAUAGGCGCUAUUAAGAAUUGGCCAACUCCUAAAUCCAUUGGUGAUAUUAGAAGUUUUCAUGGAUUGGAUAGUUUUUAUAGGCGCUCCGCACCGUUGUUGCAAUUAGCUGAUUUUGACAAAAAUUUUGAAAUUGAAUGUGAUGCUAGUAAAGUAGGUAUUGGUGCCGUUUUAAUGCAAGACCAAAAACCCAUUACCUAUUUUAGUGAAAAGCUUAAGGGUGCGGCAUUGAACUACUCCACCUAUGAUCUUGAAUUGUAUGCUUUGAUUAGAGCUUUGGCUAAUUGGCAACACUAUUUGUGGCCUAAAGACUUGAAUACAUUGUAUCCUGAGGACCCUGUCUUUGCCAAAAUCUUUCUAGAUUGCGAAGAGUGGGAAAGGGAGAGGUGGAUUAGGGAUAGUCCCUAUUCUAGGUUUGAUGGUUUCUUGUUCAAAAACAAGCGUUUGUGUGUGCCCAUGAGCUCUUGGAGGGAAUUAUUUGUGAGGGAGGCACACAAUGGGGGAUUAAUGGGACAUUUUGGGAUUGAUAAGACUUUUGGGAUUCUUGAGGAGCAAUUUUAUUAG